This is a messenger RNA of Paramacrobiotus metropolitanus, 1560 nucleotides long. Its product is annotated as beta-parvin-like. Gene Ontology annotation, cellular component: cytoplasm; actin cytoskeleton; focal adhesion. Gene Ontology annotation, molecular function: actin binding. The coding region runs from base 124 to 1161 and encodes 345 amino acids. The record is from RefSeq and is a predicted model, not a curated record. Gene Ontology annotation, biological process: substrate adhesion-dependent cell spreading; cell projection assembly; establishment or maintenance of cell polarity. Lineage: Eukaryota; Metazoa; Tardigrada; Eutardigrada; Parachela; Macrobiotidae. The transcript has 14 exons.
CUUUGCAAUUUGCUUGCAGCCUUUUAAUUUCUGCCUGUUUUUCUUUCAGUAUCCAGAAUUGCGUGAUUUUGUUGCUGCACACUGCAACUAAAUUUAAUUGUUUAUUUUCUCUGAAAAAUAAGGAUGCCUCGCCAAACAUACCACCCAGUGAUUAAUCUGGAACAAGAAGGGCGUUAUGCAAUUGACUCCCCAGGAAGCCCUCCAAACUUACUAGAAGGUUUAUCUUCCCAAGAUACGCAGCUAGAUGAAGGUGAGGAAAGGUUUAUGGUUGAUCCUGCAUCACGGGAAGAUCCAAAAGUGCGAGAACUGAUACAGGUUCUGAUUGACUGGGUUAACGACGAACUGGCUUCGCACAGAAUUAUUGUCAAACAGCCUUUGGAAGAGGAUUUAUUCGAUGGUCAGGUUUUGCAGAAACUGAUAGAAAAACUGGAAAACGUGAAGGUGGAAAUUCCUGAAGUUACUCAGACUGAAGAAGGACAGAAGCAGAAACUGAAAGUGGUUUUGGACGAAGCUAAUCGCAUUUUGCUUGGAGACCAGGGUUGGCAGCAACCGAAAUGGAGUGUGGAAAUGAUUCACUCAAAAUAUUUGGUAGCCAUGCUGCACCUGUUGGUUGCACUGGCUCGCCAUUACCGGGCGCCUAUUCGAAUUCCCGAAAGUGUGACGGUUCGUGUGUCCGCCGUCCAGCCUUUGUUUCAGAAACGGGAUGGACUGUUGCACCAUAGGCAGAUGAUCGAAGAAAUUACGGCAACAUACGAUGAAUGGGGAUUAAAACAAGAACGCGAUGCAUUCGAUACCCUUUUCGAUCAUGCACCGGAUAAACUAAAUGUAGUCAAGAAGCGGCUGAUGCUGUUCGUUAAUCAAUACUUGAAUCGAUUGAAUCUGGAGGUUACCGAUUUGGAGGUCCAGUUUCAGGACGGCGUAUACUUUAUUUUGUUGUGCGGAUUACUGGAAGGAUAUUUUGUCCCAUUCUACGACUAUUUUUCUGCUCCAACUACGAUGGACCAAAAGUUGCAUAAUGUAAAUUUGGCAUUCGAAUUGAUGAUGGAUGCAGGUUUACCGCGACCAAAAGCUAGAGCUGAAGACAUCGUUAAUCUGGAUUUGAAGUCCACUUUGCGAAUACUCUACAGCCUUUUCUCAAAGUACAAGGAAUCUUCCCAGUAGUGUAUUUGUAUGAUGUUCGAAUUCUAUGUUCCUGUGGACACUUGUGCAUAAAGACUGGGCUUCACAGUUUGGAUGUUAAAAAUAUUCUGAACGUCUUAGAUCAGUAACUGUUAUCUUUUUUACUGUUAACGUUCUUGAUUGUUAGUACCAAUCAAGUACCUAAUCGUAGUAGCUUGAAAGUAAUUUCUAUUACAGUUUAUGUUGUGUCAGCCUCUGUAGCAUUUUCUUCUGUGAUCGUGGAAAUCCGAGUGGUGCACUUGUAUCUGUUUGUUUCUUUUAAAAUUCGAAAUUUUCGGGAAAUGUAUAUAAAUAUGUUUUGUAAACAAUGGUUAAUUUUAUCUGAUGCGAGUACGACUUUUAUUAAUAAAAAAAUAAGAGAUAAUAAAAAAGCCACCGUUA